Molecule: messenger RNA, 1954 nt
Organism: Neocloeon triangulifer
Lineage: Eukaryota; Metazoa; Arthropoda; Insecta; Ephemeroptera; Baetidae
Gene: dmpd
Product: F-box only protein 28
Exons: 7
Coding region: 206-1489 (427 amino acids)
Biological process (GO): positive regulation of DNA-templated transcription
Cellular component (GO): nucleus
Molecular function (GO): protein binding; transcription coactivator activity
Source: RefSeq, a predicted model, not a curated record
ACCUUUCUGGAUGAGCCUCUGCCUGCGAGUCGCGACGUCCUCAAGUCGCACAAAAAUUUUCACUAAAAUUGAGCCGUAUUCCGCGAACAAAACGGAUUUCCGGACUUGACUGGGCAGCCUGAAGACACUAGAUGACUGACUCUAAUUGAAGUUCAUCUCUGGGGGUUCGCGCUGCACCGGUAUUAAUUAACAAAACUUUGAGGUCAUGGUCGCCACAAGGCAGUCUAGUGGUCACACAGGAAUAUCAGAUGGCCCCUCAACGUCGUCCAGUGAGGGCAAGUCAUCGAAAAAUGAGCCCCCGUUGGCUCCCACAGCUACUCUGUUUGACCUUCCACCAGAAAUCUUAGACAAAGUGUUUGGCUACUUCAAGUAUAAACAAAUCAGCCAGCUUAGAACUGUGUGCCGGAGCUUUGACGAAGUUAGCAGCCGCUUGUUGAAUACUGGCUUUGCCAGACUGCAGACCAAAAUGAUGCAGCGUUUCCAGAGUAUCAAGGCGCGAAUGCCAAGAAGAGAAUCGGCUCGCAGAAACCACCCUUUGGCAUGCGAAUCUGACAUUGUUGAAACCAUUCACAUGAGGCUGACGCUGCUGCAUAUGACUUUCGGCAAACACAUUGAACGCCGUCACUGCUGCUUUUUCCCUGGCGAAAUUUUGGACGAAGUGAAUCGUAUCCUGAAUUACAUCGAAGCAACUUCAAAACUCACGAGACCGUACAAAGUAACUGAUGAACUGUUUGAUCUUUCCACGAUGGCAAUGGAAUAUUUUAAAGACAAAAUUGAACCCACCCUGCCAGAAAUCUCUUACUUUGAUCCAGACUUCCUGGAAUUCACCAACAGUUAUCAUCAAGCUGGUAAUUCCUCAAAGUACACAAUCGAUUCACCAAAAGGUGAUGAGAGUCCUUCGCAUUGCUCGUCUGCCACCCCAACGACUCCUCCCACAUCCAGCCAAGCCCUUGCUUUGACCAGAACUGCCGUUGCCAUGAAGAAAAGGAUGAACAGAAUGAGAAUAACUCUGCAUAGGACCAAUACUCAAAUGACUGCAUUGAGACGAGAAGUCCGAAAUUUGAGGAACAGUAAUGCUGAGCAACGAGCCCAGCUAGCUGAAUGUAAAACUAGGAUUGACGAGUGUGAUAAAAAGAACGAAGAGAUGACAAGGAAAUUUGGCACAUUGUUGCAGGAACUGAACAAGUGCAAGACUGAAUUCCAGUACUGGCGCUCAAAAUCUCCAGCCAUCACUUGUGGCAGUUGCGGUCACAUUGUUCAUCCUGCGCACGAAGCAAUCCCUGGCCAACUGUGCCCAGUUGCUGGACCAAGCAACCAAGGAGAGGCAGCACAAGCUGCUGCUCCUGUUGAAGAGGCUGCAGCCGCAGUGCCCACCUCUUCUACAGCCACCGCAGAUGCUCCUCGUGCUAAACGGAAACGCGAAGCUAGUAGUUUAGACUCAAAAGACAGUCGAAAAAGCACCCGUGGCCGCAAGAAGUCUAAAUUUUAAUAAUAUGUUAAAAGAACUGAAAUUUUAUUCUUGGUGUAAUAAUGAGUGUAGGGUGGAUUUUAGAGCAAUACCUCUUAAUUAGUGGUGGUCUUACAAUAUUCGACAAAAUAUAAAACUGGCCAGGUAUUUUUUAUUAAACACUUCUAUUUCAAUCUUUUGACUUAAAAAAUUGUAAAUAGCCGAGAUAGAAAUUGCACGAAAAAUCUUUGUUUCACGCCUUUUUCAUAUCACGAAUCUCAGAAGUUAAAUUCAUUUAUCAUCAGAGGAUUUGAACUAAUUAUCUUAGAGAUGCCCUUGUAGAUCGCAAUGCUAUGAAUCUAUGCUUUCCUGUGUCACAUUUUCAAAUUGUAAACAAAUCAAUUCAAUUUAUCGCAAUUUAUAAUAUGUUAUGUGCCAAAAUUCUAAGUAUGAAUAAGGAUGAGAAACGAAAAAGAAACGGGCACUUAAUUUUAUUUUUUUUUUCAA